Messenger RNA from Musca domestica (house fly), 798 nucleotides. Its product is annotated as activity-regulated cytoskeleton associated protein 2-like. The record is from RefSeq and is a predicted model, not a curated record. Lineage: Eukaryota; Metazoa; Arthropoda; Insecta; Diptera; Muscidae. Bases 1 to 798 code for a protein of 265 amino acids. The transcript has a single exon.
AUGGUUUCGCUUACCACUGAACAAUUUGAAAGUCUUUUGAGUGCUGUAAGUAAAUCCAGUGAAAAGUGUGGUUCAUUCAGCGGCUGUUCAGCACGAUACAAUGGCGAACGAUGUUCUGUGAAAGUUGAAGAAUUUAUAUCGGCUAUAACGACAUACCAGGUUGUUGAAGGUAUUGCUGACGCUAAUGCUGUUAACGGUAUGCCAAUGCUACUUCAAGGUGAUGCUGCAGAAUGGUGGCGUGGUGCUAAAUCUAAAGCAAAAACUUUCAGUGAUGUCUUAAAAAUGUUACGUGAGGCAUUUGCUCCACCGAAACCAGCAUGGCGAAUAUAUGCGGAAAUAUAUGAGCAGAAACAAAGCAAAAAUGAACCUACUGAUACGUUUAUACGUAAGAAGAGAACGUUAUUUGCACAGUUGGUGGAAGUUCCAACAGAAUCCAGCCAAAUUGAUAUGAUAUUUGGGAUGCUUCAUCCUCAAAUCAGGGAGCGAGUCUAUCACCACAAAGUAAGAACUUUUGAAGAACUCUUGGCAGAUGCAAGGGAAGCAGAACUUACAAUUCGUGAACGCGUUGUAGUGAACACUGAAACUUUGGAGAGUGGUCCUCAAGGUGGUCUAAAACGUUGCUCCUUUUGUCGGAAGAAAGGCCAUACUGUUGACAACUGUUUCAAAAAGAAAAGUGUGGUUGAAGAAGCUACGUCAAAUGCUAAGGAGGAAGUACUAAAACCUAAAUUGGCUUGCUAUGGAUGUACAAGUUCCGAUACGGUCGAAAGGACUUGUAGGGAUUCUAAUUCUACUGAGUAG